Pseudonaja textilis is the source of this 4608-nucleotide messenger RNA. RefSeq names its product tau tubulin kinase 2 (gene TTBK2). The record is from RefSeq and is a predicted model, not a curated record. Gene Ontology annotation, molecular function: protein kinase activity; ATP binding. Gene Ontology annotation, biological process: protein phosphorylation. NCBI's taxonomy places the organism in Eukaryota, Metazoa, Chordata, Lepidosauria, Squamata, Elapidae.
UGCUGGGCUGAGCCGGAGGGGGCCGCGGUAAUAACAUUCUCCUCCUCCUCCACCACCUUCUUCUUCUUCUUCCUCCUUCCUUUCUUUCGCCUGGAGGCUCUCCAGAAAAAAAAAAAAAAGAGUUUCUCCGAGCCGGCCGCUCUCGCAGGCUGACGAGGCAGGGGCGCCACUCGCGUUCCAGACUCUGCUUAAAUGGAAGCCACUUCUGGGAACUUGACGGUCUCUACUGACAUAGGCUUUGCAUAGCCACUGUACCACCCCAGAGAUUGCAAUGAGUGGAGGAGGGGAACAGCCGGAUAUUCUUACUGUGGGGAUAUUGGUAAAAGAAAGAUGGAAAGUGAUAAAGAAGAUUGGAGGUGGAGGAUUUGGAGAAAUUUACGAUGCAAUGGACAUACUUACUCGAGAGAACGUUGCACUGAAGGUUGAGUCAGCGCAGCAGCCAAAGCAAGUUCUGAAAAUGGAAGUAGCUGUGUUGAAAAAAUUGCAAGGGAAGGAUCAUAUUUGUCGAUUCGUAGGCUGUGGAAGGAAUGACAGAUUUAAUUAUGUGGUCAUGCAAUUGCAGGGGCGGAAUUUGGCAGAUUUGCGUCGAAGCCAAACUAGAGGGACUUUCACAAUUAGUACAACAUUGCGUCUUGGGAAGCAAAUUCUGGAGUCUAUUGAGAGCAUUCAUUUGGUGGGAUUUUUACACAGAGAUAUUAAACCAUCUAAUUUUGCUAUGGGACGCUUUCCUAGUACUUGGAGGAAGUGUUAUAUGCUGGAUUUUGGCUUGGCACGUCAGUUUACAAACUCAUGUGGGGAUGUCAGACCACCCCGAGCUGUUGCCGGUUUUAGAGGUACAGUGCGGUAUGCAUCAGUCAAUGCUCACAGAAAUAGAGAGAUGGGACGUCAUGAUGAUCUUUGGUCUUUAUUUUAUAUGUUGGUGGAGUUCGUUGUUGGACAACUGCCCUGGAGGAAAAUUAAAGACAAGGAGCAAGUAGGCUCUAUAAAAGAGAGGUAUGAUCACCGUCUGAUGCUGAAACAUCUUCCUCAAGAGUUUAACAUCUUUCUAGACCAUAUUUCUUCUUUAGACUAUUUUACUAAACCUGAUUACCAGCUUCUCAUGUCCGUUUUUGAUAACAGUAUGAAGAAUUUUGGGGUGACAGAGAGUGAUCUGUUUGAUUGGGAAAAGAGUGGGGCUGAUGGUUCUCUCACUACUACCACUACUUCAGCUACUCCUCAACUGCAUACUCGACUGACCCCAGCUGCUAUAGGAAUUGCCAAUGCCACGCCAAUACCAGGAGAUUUAUUACGAGAGAAUACAGAUGAAGUAUUUCCUGAUGAACAACUCAGUGAUGGUGAGAAUGGCAUCCCUAUUGGAAUCUCACCAGAGAAGUUACCAGAGUCCCCUGGACAUCGUCUUCAGGAAAAGGAUGUGUGGGAAGAAAUGGAUGCUAACAGGAAUAAAAUUAAAUUGGGUAUACAUAAAGCUACUACAGAAGAAGAAAACAGUCACGGGCCAAUGAAUGGACUGUUUAAUGCACCAAGUCUUGGUUCGCCAAUUAGAGUCCGUUCAGAGACCACACAGCCAGAUCGGGAUGUUCCUCUGGUACGAAAGUUACGAUCAAUCCACAGUUUUGAACUGGAGAAGCGCCUGACUUUGGAGUCAAAGCCAGAUGCAGACAAAUUUCUGGAAAUCUGCUUGGAAAAAAAGAAAAGAGAUCUUAAUGGUGGCAAAGAACCUGUAAUUCCAACUUCUCAGAAAACACGUGCUCCUGCUGCUGCUUCCUGUCAGGAACAUGUCUGGCAUUAUGAUGAAGAGUAUCUGCCUGAAGCUUCCAAGCUGGGUUCAGGUCCAUCUCCAGAACAGGGUGAUGGGGGUGUUAGCAACGGAUACGUCGCUGUUAAUUUGAAUUCUUGCCAGCAGGAAGUAGAUUCUAAGGAAUGGGUGAUUGUUGAUAAAGAGCAGGACCUUCAGGAUUUCAGAACUAAUGGUGCUACAGGGCAUAAAACAACUGGAAGUCCUUCUGAUGAAGAACCUGAGGUACUCCAGGAUUUUGAAGAGUCCCCCCAAGAGGAUAAACUUGGACUUCAAACCAAGCGUACACCUAAUGGAGCAGCAGUUAAUUUAGGUGCUGAAUGUUGUGGAAUUGCAGCUUCUGAACAGUUUACAGAUCAACUAGAACUCCCAGUUGGAAUUACUGGCCAUGCUCUUGCUGUCACGCCCACAAGCCUAAUGGAGGCACAAGCAGAAGGGGCUCUUACUCCACUCAGCUCAUUUCAUAUGUCGCAUUUCUCCAUCCCACGAAUUUCAAGCCCCAACAUCUUCUGCACCCUGAACCCUAUAUCCCACUUCAUCACCCACAUGGAUCCUAAGAAAGUGACAAGCUUUCCAAGGAGUCAAUCAGCAGAGAGCCAUUCCUCCUCUUCCUGGUCACCUUCCCGUAGGCAACUUCCUGUUAUUCCCUCUGGAAACAAGUUUCCCCCUGUCAUUCACAUCUCAAAAGCACAACUCCAGCAGGUUACAAUCCCCAGGCCAUCAAUGGCAUCUACACAGUCUACUUCUGAGAGUUUUCAUUUUGGGCAGCAUCUAGACAAGAAAGAUCGGGAUCCUCGGGUUUUGGAACAUACAAAUGAACUUUCCUCCCCUAAGGAGAAUGUUGCUGCCUUGGUUGAGGCAAAUGGUGCAUUGACGUUUAGCAGCAGUAGAACAGAUUUAAUUCUCAAAUUAGAUUGCAACCAAGGGACACUUGAUAAAGAUGUUGUUGAAGGCAUAGAAAAUCAGAAAAACAGCCAAACAAAUUUACUUGAACAAUACAUGAAGAAACAAGAAGGAAGGGAAAGCGUGAAUCUUGUUGAAGGAAUAGAAGACAAAGAACCUUUUGUUGCUUGUGAAGAUGCUGUUGAAAUACAAAUUAAGGAACCGUACUUAACUGCUUCAAGAAGCACAGAAUCUGUUUUGGAUGGACCUCAGGUUAUUACAGAUCCAGAAGAACCAAGACCUUUGGCCAGCUGCUCCUUACUAAAUCAGGGUACAAAACAGGAGUUACAGAAACAGUCAGCUGCAGAAACAUCAGACGUUUCUCUGUCAAGAAGCACUGACCUAUUUGCUUACAAACAGGAAAGUCAAGAAAUACAAGUGCAUGAAAAUGGCUUCCAUGAUGAGGAUAUUGAUCAUGCUAAGGAAUUGCAAUGCCAGCAAGUGAAACUUGCCACACUUUUGAAUGAAAAGGAAAAAGAAGAGCAAAGUAUUCAAAGAAAUGGAGAACUAUUCUAUUCUAUUUCAGAGACUGAAACUUCUAGUCAGUCCAAAAAAGAAUUAGUUAGAUCUCCAUUUGUAGCUAGGCAGAGUCGCAUACCAGUUUUAGCACAAGAUAUAGAUUCCUCAUCAGAAUCUUCUCCUGUUUCAGCAAAGGAGAAGCUACUUCUAAAAAAGGCCCACCAAACAGACUUGGUUAGACUACUGGUAGAAAAGAGACAGCUCAGAACUUUUCUGGGUGACCUUUCAAGUGCCUCCGACAAGUCACUGACAGAAACAGCAGUAGCAGGUCCCAUACCAUUUUCAGAAGAUGUAUUGACCUCCUUUUCGAAAUUAACAUUGGACACUCAUUUGCAGAGUCAAGUACAAGAGAGCUUUUUGUCAUCAGAUAACCCUCAACCCAGAAAAAGCAAAAUACCAAGACCUGUAUCUUGGACUACUACAGAUAAUAUUAGCAGUUCAAACUCAGCUCAGUUUUUUCCUCGGCCACCCCCAGGAAGGCCACCAACAAGGCCUGGAGUAGAAGUUAGGUUGCGGAGGUACAAAGUGCUAGGAAGUAGCAGUUCUGAUUCAGACCUGAUCUCCCGCCUGGCUCAGAUCCUUCAGAAUGGAUCUCAAAAACCACGAAGCCCUUCACAGUCUAAGAGUCCAGGAUCUCCACAUAGCCCCAAGACUCCACCCAAAAGCCCAGUCAUUCCCAGACGCAGUCCCAGUGCCUCCCCUAGGAGCUCUUCUCUGCCCCGUACUGCCAGUUCUUCACCAUCUCGGGGUGGAAGGCCACACCAUGAGCAGAGAAGUUCAUCCCCACAUCUUGGAAGGAGUAAAUCGCCUCCUAGUCUUUCAGGUUCUUCAUCUUCCAGGAGAUCCUGUCAACAAGAGCACUGCUACAACAAAUCGAGCAAAAACGGUCUGAAAGGAUCUAGUACCUCUUGCCAUCACUCUUCUAGCAUUAAACCUCCCACUGGGAAGAACAAAUCAGCCAGUAAACUUAGCAGAUAGGAACUGAAUCUUGUCAGGUGUCAACCCCCCUCUCCAUUCAAUCUAAUGCAUGUUGUGUCUGUGUACUAUGUAUUUUAAAAAAAACGGGACCGCCUUCAAAGAUUAGCAUUUAUCCUGACUUUCAGAGAAAAACAACUUUUAAGAUGAAUUAUUUAUAUGGCUCACUUUGUAUAGGAGUGGCCAGGCAUUGCCCAGGAAAGGGCAGCAAGCAGAUCAGGGAAGCUGGAGAGUGGAGAUGGAACAGCCAGAAAGUCCAUCUGGAAUCACAUUGUUUGGGAGAUUAGUGUUUUAAUAUGAUUUUUCUUUCCUUUUUAUUUAUUAAAACAAUAAGCUGACUCUAGAUUUUCAUCAAGGAAAAUUAUAAAACCUGAAAG